GCACUCGUUCGCAAUCAUUCAAAGAGUUUUCCAUCGAGCAGGUUUUCUAUCACAGAAGAAUCAGAAAAUCGUGUUAUCGAACGAUAUAGACGAGGAGAUGGAAAAUACCACGAAUUAUCGUAACAUUCAUUACAAAUCGGACGCAGAAUACACAGUACACGUCGCCAAGACAUUAUUGACACUGAUCGGAAUCUGGCCUAGGAGGAAUACGUUCAUAGAUAACGUAAAAUUUUACGUUCAGAUAGGAAUUGUCUUUUUUCUUAUGUGUUUUCUCUUACUACCACACGUGAUUUAUACUUACUUCGAUUGCGAAAAUCUGACCAAAUACAUGAAAGUGAUUGCCGCUCAGAUUUUCAGUCUUUUGGCGAUCAUUAAAUUUUGGACGAUUAUCAUUAACAGAGAGGAGAUCCGAUUUUGCUUGAUGGAGAUAGAGAUGCAAUACAAAGACGUAGAAUGCGAAGAAGAUCGGUUGGUAAUGAUGAACACUGCAAAAAUCGGCCGAUUCUUCACAAUCGUAUAUUUAAGCCUUAGUUAUACCGGCGCUUUGCCCUAUCACAUUAUUUUGCCCCUGAUAUCGGAAAGAAUCGUCAAGGAGGACAAUACCACUCAGAUACCAUUGCCUUAUUUGAGCGACUACGUUUUCUUCGUAAUCGAGGAUUCGCCGAUUUACGAGAUGACUUUCGUAUUGCAAAUAUUCAUCAGCAGUAUUAUUUUGUCUACGAAUUGUGGGACUUACAGCUUGAUCGCAUCUAUAACGAUGCACUGUUGCGGUCUGUUUGAGGUUACCAAUAGAAAGAUCGAAACGCUUUGCAAGUGGAAUAAUCGGGAUUUGCAUGAUCGUGUUAUUGACAUCGUUCAAUCUCACCUGAAAGCAAUCGAAUACUCUGCACGGGUUGGAGAAUCACUGAGCAUCGUAUUUUUAUCGGAAAUGCUUGGUUGCACCAUCAUAAUAUGUUUCUUAGAAUUUGGUGUAAUCAUGGAAUUGGAAGAUCAUAAAACAUUGAGCACAGUAACGUAUUUUGUUUUAAUGACGUCAAUUUUCGUAAAUGUGUUCAUAAUAUCGUUUAUUGGUGACCGUCUCAAACAAGAGAGUGAGAGAAUAAGAGAAACAUCAUAUUUCAUACCAUGGUACGAUUUUCCAACGGAAGUGGCAAAAAAUAUAAAGACAAUCAUACUUAGAGCCAGUCGACCAUCAAGUCUGUCUGGGGCCAAGAUAUUAGAUCUUUCUCUUCAAGCAUUUUGCGAUGUUUGCAAAACUUCGGCAGCCUACUUUAAUUUUCUGCGUGCAAUGACGGUAUAAAAAUUCACACAAAAGAGAUUCCAAAGGUUUUGAAAAAGUUGAAAAAUGAAUGAAAUGAUUAAGAGUAAGUAUAAAUGUAAUGCACAUAAUAUAAUUGUUUGAAAUUACUUUGGGUAGAGAAAAAUAAGGAAAUGUUUUGAGAAUGGUAAUAAAUGUCUUGCUUAUCUCUC
Molecule: messenger RNA, 1470 nt
Organism: Apis cerana (Asiatic honeybee)
Lineage: Eukaryota; Metazoa; Arthropoda; Insecta; Hymenoptera; Apidae
Product: odorant receptor 30a-like
Biological process (GO): detection of chemical stimulus involved in sensory perception of smell; sensory perception of smell
Cellular component (GO): plasma membrane
Molecular function (GO): olfactory receptor activity; odorant binding
Source: RefSeq, marked provisional